Molecule: messenger RNA, 867 nt
Organism: Cylicostephanus goldi
Lineage: Eukaryota; Metazoa; Nematoda; Chromadorea; Rhabditida; Strongylidae
Source: the annotation of a GenBank genome assembly
AUGAAUAUGACGGAAAGUGACGAAAUCAAGGCUGAAGCUUGUUACAUUCUUGCGCGGUUUUUCCAUUUUAAUAGAGACUAUGAAAAGGCAUUUAAGUACUAUUACCAAGCAACUACGUUGAAUCAUCCUACUUUCGUUUUGCCGCAGUAUGGUCUUGGACAACUCUAUAUCAUGCGAGGAGAGUACAAUCAGGCAAUUGCUGCGUUUGAAACUGUUUUGAAGUCGAUGCCCAACAACGUUGACACUAUGAAAGUACUUGCUGCUCUGUACGCUCACACGGACCCAGGGAAUCAUGAACGACAGGACAAGGCAAGAGAUAUGCUGACAAAAGUUUUAGAGGCAACUCCAAACGAUGUAGAAGUUCUGAUAGAUCUUGCUCAGCUUUUGGAAGGAGUUGAUCCGCAUAAAUCCCUCAGUCUGUACGAAAAUGCUUGUGAUUUGAUAAAAACAAGUGAAGAUGGUUUACAAAUUGAUCCUCCAGCGGCGAUCCUGAACAAUAUUGGAGCCUUGCACAUGACUUUGGAGAAUUAUGAGCGAGCAAAAGAAUAUUUUGAAGCAGCGGAAGCCAAACUUCAAGAAGAUUUGGAAGGAGAUUUGUGCGAUUCGAAACUUUCUUCUUACGUCAUCACCAUGAGAUACAAUCUCGCUAGAUGUUUGGAACAUCUGUGCUUGUUUGAAGAUGCUGAAGUUUUGUACAAGGGCAUUUUGAGAGAGCAAGAAAACUACACGGAUUGUUAUCUUCGUCUUGGAUGUCUUGCACGCGAUCGAGGACAGAUUUAUGAAUCAUCAGUAUGGUUCAAAGAAGCGAUGUCUGUCGAUCAAAACAAUGCAGAUUCGUGGGUGCUUAUCGGAAAUCUGCACAUGUCC